Molecule: messenger RNA, 1083 nt
Organism: Peromyscus leucopus (white-footed mouse)
Lineage: Eukaryota; Metazoa; Chordata; Mammalia; Rodentia; Cricetidae
Gene: Ppic
Product: peptidylprolyl isomerase C
Exons: 5
Coding region: 87-725 (212 amino acids)
Biological process (GO): protein peptidyl-prolyl isomerization; protein folding
Cellular component (GO): intracellular membrane-bounded organelle
Molecular function (GO): peptidyl-prolyl cis-trans isomerase activity
Source: RefSeq, a predicted model, not a curated record
GCAGGCGCAGGCGGCCAAGAGUCCAACCACAGUCCCGGAGCCCCAAGGUUGCGCCCGUGCCUUCGCGGCCACUGCCACCGCUCACUAUGAUCCCGGGUCCCCGUCUGCUGCUGGCCACGGUGCUCUGCCUGGGGCUCGGCGCGCUGGUGUCUUCUUCGGGGUCCUCGGGCGUCCGAAAGCGAGGUCCCUCGGUGACCGCCAAGGUCUUCUUUGAUGUGAAGAUUGGAGACAAAGAUGUGGGUAGAAUUGUGAUUGGCCUCUUUGGAAAAGUGGUACCCAAGACGGUGGAAAACUUCGUGGCUCUGGCAACAGGAGAGAAAGGCUACGGGUAUAAAGGAAGCAUCUUCCAUCGUGUCAUCAAGGACUUCAUGAUUCAAGGAGGGGACUUCACCGCGAGGGAUGGCACCGGAGGUAUAAGCAUUUAUGGUGAGACAUUUCCUGAUGAGAACUUCAAACUCAAGCACUAUGGCAUUGGGUGGGUCAGCAUGGCCAACGCUGGCCCCGACACCAAUGGCUCCCAGUUCUUCAUCACCUUGACCAAGCCCACCUGGCUGGAUGGCAAACAUGUCGUAUUUGGAAAAGUCCUGGAUGGGAUGACUGUGGUACACUCCAUAGAACUUCAAGCCACGGAUGACCAUGACCGCCCACUUACCGACUGCACCAUCGUCAACAGUGGCAAAAUAGAUGUGAAAACGCCUUUCGUGGUCGAGGUCCCCGACUGGUGAUAGACAUGGCGGAAAUCAAGGAACACACUCUGGCUGGUCCAUGUGUGCAUCUGCUAUCCACCAGGUGUCUUUUGACUCUUUAGGUAAAGUUGUACUUAAAACAACAACAGCAACAAAACAUUCUCUUUUAAUUUCCCACUCCAGAUUGCAACGAAGAUUUAAAAAUCAACCACACAGCCAGAUGUCCUGGCAAACACCUGUAAUCCCAGCACUAGAGAGGUGGAGGCAGGAGGAUUAGGGGUUCAGGGCCAGCCUUGGCUACAUAGUGAGUUUGAGGCUAGCCUAGUCUGUGUGGAACCCUGUUUCAAAAACCAUGCCAAACAACAAUAAAAAUCAACCAAAGCUUAUUGUGCAUGAA